AGAUAUUUUGGGGAUGGAGCGAGGGGAGGAGUAAAAAUAGCCUAGUACUCUACACUGGUUUACAUGUCAGAGAACAUGAGCUGUGAACAGACAGAGGUAAUGAACUUUACAUAGAGCCGGGUCUAUGUCUGUAGUCCAUGAGCUCCCUGUGUGGCCUGCUUCCCUGUGACUUCCUGUUGGAGAGGAAUCUAGGAAAGUUUUCUGUCUUGUCCGCGUGAGGUGCAAAGGACCUUUGCGUGUCUCCAUAUUUAACAAAGUUGAAACUUGAAUACCAUAUAUUCGUCUUUGUCUUCUUGACAGUCCUUGCUGGCGGGAUGAUGGGUCAUGUGUUGUCGUUCGGCCGCUCCCUGGUGAGGAGGAAGGUGGUGGAUCUCAACAGUCUGGAAGACUCCAAGCUGUGCCGCUGCCUGGGUACUGUGGAUCUCAUCGCCCUGGGCGUGGGUAGCACCCUGGGGGCUGGGGUCUAUGUUCUGGCUGGAGAGGUGGCCAAGGGAAACUCAGGCCCCAGCAUUGUGGUCUCCUUCCUCAUCGCUGCCCUGGCCUCUGUCAUGGCGGGCCUCUGCUAUGCUGAGUUUGGAGCCCGUGUGCCCAAGACUGGCUCAGCCUACCUGUACAGCUAUGUAACAGUUGGAGAGCUGUGGGCCUUCAUCACUGGCUGGAACCUCAUCCUCUCCUAUGUGAUAGGCACCUCCAGUGUGGCCAGGGCUUGGAGCGGGACAUUUGAUGAGCUGAUUGGAGGACACAUUGAGAGGUUCUGCAAGACCUACUUCAGCAUGAACUCUCCAGGCCUGGCUCAUUACCCAGACUUCUUUGCAGUCUGUCUCAUUCUACUUCUGUCAGGCCUCCUGUCGUUUGGAGUGAAGGAGUCAGCCUGGGUGAACAAGGUCUUCACUGCUGUCAACGUGCUGGUGCUCUUAUUUGUCAUUGUCUCUGGCUUCGUGAAGGGAGACCCACUCAACUGGAAAAUCUCUGAAGAAACUCUCAUCAAUGUCACCAUUGUUAAACGGAACCUGUCUGUGACUGCUAAUGUGACCAGUGAUUAUGGUGCAGGGGGGUUCAUGCCAUUUGGCUUCAGUGGGACCCUGGCUGGAGCUGCCACCUGCUUCUAUGCCUUUGUCGGAUUUGACUGCAUCGCAACAACAGGUGAGGAGGUAAGGAACCCUCAAAAAGCCAUUCCCAUCGGCAUCGUGGUGUCUCUGACGGUGUGCUUUCUGGCCUACUUCGGUGUGUCUGCUGCCCUCACCCUCAUGAUGCCCUACUACCUACUGGAUGAGAAGAGCCCCUUGCCCAUGGCCUUUGAAUAUGUGGGCUGGGGCCCAGCUAAAUAUCUGGUGGCUGUGGGGUCACUGUGUGCCCUGUCAACCAGUCUGCUGGGUUCCAUUUUCCCUAUGCCACGUGUAAUCUAUGCUAUGGCAGAGGAUGGGGUGCUUUUCAAAGCCUUAGCCCGAAUCAAUCCUAAGACGAAGACCCCGCUUAUUGCCACAAUGAGCUCCGGUGUAGUUGCAGCAAUCAUGGCUUUCCUGUUUGACCUAAAAGCCUUAGUAGACAUGAUGUCUAUUGGAACUCUCCUGGCCUACUCCCUUGUUGCUGCUUGUGUUCUCAUUCUCAGGUACCAGCCGGACCUGCUCUAUGGAAAGCCGGGCUGUAACAGGGAGAAGGAUUGCCUGACAUCACCAGAAGGGGAGUCGGAGCUGACGGAGUCUGAGUCCCACAUCAACAUGCUGAAGGAAGGAGGUUCCACCCUGCAGACGGUGCUCAAACCUCCACUCGUACCCACAGAACAGUCCUCCUCUGUGGUCAACAUGGCGGUCUGCCUCUUAGUGUUGGUGGUGUGUGUGAUCAGUGCUCUGACCACCUACCAUGGAUAUGCCAUCAUUUGCAUGGAGACCUGGAUCCUGUGUUGUCUGGCCCUAUCCCUGGUGGUCUUCAUUGGCUGUGUGGUUCUCAUCUGUCAACAGCCUCAAACCAGCAGGAAGGUCUCCUUCAUGGUUCCACUCAUCCCAUUUCUUCCAAUCCUGAGUAUAUUUGUCAAUGUUUACCUCAUGGUCCAGCUGAGUGGAGACACCUGGAUACGCUUCUCCAUAUGGAUGGCUGUGGGUUUCCUAAUCUACUUUGGCUAUGGAAUGUGGCACAGUGUGGAGCGCCAGCGCAGGCUCCAGGACUCCCUCAGCAGCCGUGCCAAGCAGGAGAAGAAGAACAAGGGUCAAGAGAAGACCAGCCAGUGUUAAAGAAAGAUCAGGGAUCCACACAGACUCUAGAAGGUCACCUGGUGGCCCCUGCCCCAGCCAAGUCACAGACACACUACAUGCACACAGCAGCUAUCCCUAAAUACACUACAGAUGUAGGAUCUUAAUUUGAUCACUCUUUUGUUGCUGAGGAUUUUCCUGAACCGCAGGAAAUGCAGAUGAGCUUCUUGAUUUACAUAAAUUCCCUGAAAACCCACACUAACACAUGGUUAUAUUAACAGUAUUGCACUUUUCAUCUAGCCUAAUUUUGGCCAGCUAAUAAACUAACCACUGAUCAAGCAAUAUUAUGGACUAAACGUUCAAAUCCUGUUGCUGCAGGAUUAUUUUGCUGUGGCAAUACUGGUUAAAUUAAGAUCCUACAUCUGUUUAUACAGCUACAUGCCAUCUGUGCCUCAGUCACAUGCCAUUCUCCCAGUGGAGCUGCAGUAUACUGUAUUAAUGGUCAUGUGCCUUGGAGCAGUGAGGUGGGCUCAUUAUCAAAUCAAAUCGAUGUCCGUCUCCAUGACGAUGUGACCAAGUAGGAAAGGCUGAUUGGUCAGAAAGGUGUGGAAGCAUCUCCAACAGUCAACAAGAAGAGACAGAAGACAGGAAAUGACAGGUUUUGCAUUUCCUACUACAAUUACAGUCAUGGACUAACUGUGGAAAGGUAUGGUAUUUGGUUUUGGCCUAACUUUCUAUGUCUUUUUCUGUAAAUCAGCUUAUUCAGGAAGUUUGCUAUUGGAAUCUAUUGUCUUCGUGUAGAAAGGUCAGUAGGUCACACUAUCCUAAUAUUAAUACCCUGUUAGCGAAGCACAGACAAUUUUCUAAUCUUGCUGAAAAAACUAACUCUAAAACUAACUCUAUCCAGGAUUAAUGACAUGUACACUAAACCAUUCAUUUGCUUCUAAAUAGUGGCCACAUUCUGAAUGUACAUUCUGUACAAACGUAAGCAGACAUACUAACAUGCACACACAGAAUAUUCAUUUCAUUCUUGGCAUAUAUAUGCACAUGCAUCAUUUUAUGUGUGCAUAUCAAUUUAUUACAAUCACAAAUAUGAUAUAACUGUUGGUGAAUGGUAUUUCUGAAAUGUUCAUCUGAUGUGUGUUUUCCAUAAUGGUACUAAUGAUUAAGUUUGUGCUCUAUUUGACUUCUUGUCUUAAUGUUCUUGCAACAGGUGUUGUUGGUGGUCUAAUCGAACACAAGUUGAACUAGUCUUUAUAAAUGUUCUAUUCUGAUUACUUGGAUGUGUUGCCGUCAUAAUCGUUUUUACAAUCGUGUCGUGAAGAUUGUAUGAAAUGGAAGUGGAGUGAAUAAGAGAAUUGCUUGUUCGGUGUUUGAUAUCACAUUCCGUACAAAAGACCGUUUCUGCAUUGCUUUAUUUUUUGUGUGCAAGUGUUACAUAUCUUACUAAGUCCUUUGGGAGAUUUUUUGUCUGUUAUUGCUAGACGGUGGACUGGACUGUCUUGAAAUUUGCCAUUUCAUGACAAAAUAUGCUCUACAGGCCACCUUGAGUCGCCCUUCUCAUUUGAUGCUAGUCCCUUCACUGUUUUCUGAAUAGUUUCUUAGCAUCAUAUAUAAGAUGUGCCGUACAUGUUUUGCAGGAUAAUAUCCCAGGGAAAGUGACAGUUAAUGACAUUAUUCAACAGAUUUAAGUUAAACUGGUCUUUCAGUGUUUAAAUGGUCCAUGCUUUUUUGCAUUAAUAUUCUACUCCAAGUCGGAGCUUGAUCAGUAUUUAAAGGUUCUCCUCCCCUCUCCUCCUCUCGUUUUGUGUCCCAAAAGUUUAUUAUGUCUACUUUGUAACUCUACCUUGGUUUCACAACCAAUUUAUGGUGUUUGAUAUGGAUGAGCAGUGAGAGAGAUAUUGCUUUUUAACAUUCUUCUCUUGGAGUAGCAGAGACAAAAAUCAUGUAAUUUUUCCCAAAUUCCCAGGUUUUCCAGAAAUGCCUGUUGAUAGAUUCCUGGAAUCAAGGGGGAAUAAGCAGGACAUCCUCCAAUUAGGAUUUCUGAAAUACCUAGGAGUUUUGGGGAAGUUACCAGAUUUUUACAACCCUAGUUAGGGAAGUAUUUUAGGGUGUUCAGUUGCAGUUAAUCCACUGAUAGAGCUCUUAAAUCUGUGGUAUGAUGAUGAUCUCAGAGUUCCACCUUAACCUCUGGUAUUGAGACCUGUGGUAUGAUGAUGAUCUCAGAGUUCCACCUUAACCUCUGGUAUUGAGACCUGUGGUAUGAUGAUGAUCUCAGAGUUCCACCUUAACCUCUGGUAUUGAGACCUGUGGUAUGAUGAUGAUCUCAGAGUUCCACCUUAACCUCCGGUAUUGAGACCUGUGGUAUGAUGAUGAUCUCAGAGUUCCACCUUAACCUCCGGUAUUGAGACCUGUGGUAUGAUGAUGAUCUCAGAGUUCCAUCUUAACCUCCGGUAUUGAGACCUGUGGUAUGAUGAUGAUCUCAGAGUUCCAUCUUAACCUCCGGUAUUGAGACCUGUGGUAUGAUGAUGAUCUCAGAGUUCCACCUUAACCUCCGGUAUUGAGACCUGUGGUAUGAUGAUGAUCUCAGAGUUCCACCUUAACCUCUGGUAUUGAGACCUGUGGUAUGAUGAUGAUCUCAGAGUUCCACCUUAACCUCUGGUAUUGAGACCUGUGGUAUGAUGAUGAUCUCAGAGUUCCAUCUUAACCUCUGGUAUUGAGACCUGUGGUAUGAUGAUGAUCUCAGAGUUCCACCUUAACCUCUGGUAUUGAGACCUGUGGUAUGAUGAUGAUCUCAGAGUUCCACCUUAACCUCUGGUAUUGAGACCUGUGGUAUGAUGAUGAUCUCAGAGUUCCACCUUAACCUCUGGUAUUGUGACCUGUGGUAUGACGAUGAUCUCAGAGUUCCACCUUAACCUCUGGUAUUGAGACCUGUGGUAUGAUGAUGAUCUCAGAGUUCCACCUUAACCUCUGGUAUUGAGACCUGUGGUAUGAUGAUGAUCUCAGAGUUCCACCUUAACCUCUGGUAUUGAGACCUGUGGUAUGAUGAUGAUCUCAGAGUUCAACCUUAACCUCUGGUAUUGAGACCUGUGGUAUGACGAUGAUCUCAGAGUUCCACCUUAACCUCUGGUAUUGAGACCUGUGGUAUGAUGAUGAUCUCAGAGUUCAACCUUAACCUCUGGCAUUGAGACCUGUGGUAUGAUGAUGAUCUCAGAGUUCCACCUUAACCUCCGGUAUUGAGACCUGUGGUAUGAUGAUGAUCUCAGAGUUCAACCUCAACCUCCGGUAUUGAGAAUUCCUGAACAAUCUUAGUUUAGAUGAUUUUGAUGUACAUUUUGAUUUGAUCUUCUUGAAAGAUAAGUGGCUGAGGUUAUGCUAUAUCAUGUCAUGAUAAUUUACUGCAAAAGCAUUAUUAUUAUUAUUAUUAUUUUUUUUACAUUUGAUUUCACUUGAUCGAUUUAAGUUGAGUUAGGCUAAUUAAACGUGGAACAAAAGAGCAGAGCACAUUAUGUCCCAGGGGACCUAGAUCAGGGUUCAGGCAUAUGUAGCUAGUGUUGUAGCUUAUAAAUAUAUCAACAGAAUGAUCCUCUGUAAAUGUACCCGUUAUGUAGUGACAUGGUUUUCCAUUGUUUAUACUAACUGUACUAUUGUCAAUAAAUGUAUUUUUUAAUAAGAUCAGUUUAUGCAAGAGUGUAUUCUGUGAGUGUUCUGCACAUUGUCAGACAUUGCAGUAAGUGAGGCGAGGAUAUAUAACUGCUUGUCUGUCUGUUGUAAAUGGUUGGUAUUAAUAAUUUGUAAUAAAAACCUAAUUGGUUUAGAA
This is a messenger RNA of Oncorhynchus masou masou (cherry salmon), 6006 nucleotides long. It is a transcript of the gene slc7a2, whose product is annotated as solute carrier family 7 member 2. Gene Ontology annotation, cellular component: plasma membrane. The record is from RefSeq and is a predicted model, not a curated record. NCBI's taxonomy places the organism in Eukaryota, Metazoa, Chordata, Actinopteri, Salmoniformes, Salmonidae. Gene Ontology annotation, molecular function: L-arginine transmembrane transporter activity; L-lysine transmembrane transporter activity; L-ornithine transmembrane transporter activity. Bases 315 to 2228 code for a protein of 637 amino acids. The transcript has 12 exons. Gene Ontology annotation, biological process: L-ornithine transmembrane transport; L-arginine import across plasma membrane.